AUGCACAAUUACAACGUCGAUCAUAAAUAUAAGUUCUAGACCCGUAUUGGAAAUUGGUUUGAAGAAUGGGAAUUGGAUGAAACCAAGAAGAAGGACUACUUGAAAAAUAGAUAAAAUGGAUAACUGGCAAGCAUAGUGAAAGACACAAAGACACAUUUCAGUUUAAGAUUGGCGUCUCUAACAUUUCCCCAAGACGAGUACAUCCAUUUUGGAUUCCAUUUGAUGCUCUAGAAUUUGAAGACUUAAGGGUAUCUCUCGAUAGACAUUCAGGAGAAAUUGAAAUUAUAGGAAGAAGCCUACAAUAUUACAACUGCAUAAACCACACAACCCACAGUGAGAUCAGUGUUCGUUAUACUCCCCUAUACUAAAGAACCAAAUUACUAUGGAGAUGAUAUAUUGCAUUACGGAUAGCAUUUCAGAGUAGUGGCAAAUCCCAGAAUAUCUAAUAAUAAAACAUUCUAUCUUCAUUCACUUCCUUAAACACCAACCAGAUGUGCUAAGAUAUCUAGAAAACAGGAGGUUUGUGCAAUCGAGAGUGAUGUAUUCAAUACAGUUUGGAAAUUUGAACAUGCUGAUCCAAAAAUCAGAUUCGAAAUGGAAGGACAACCAAUCAGAUCGGAUGAUACUGUAUUGAUUAAGCAUUCCUUCACUUAACAUUGGUUAGCCAGUGAUGAUAUAGUGUAUCAAAAUGAUUUUGGAAGAGAAAGAGAAGUCUUUGUGCAUUCCUAUCAAUGUUUGAACAAAACUUAAAACUUGAUAGCUGAGAAGGAAGGCAGAACCACCAUUGAUAUCCCUUUAAGAAAUCAAGAGCCAUAAAACCUAUGGAAGUUUUAGGUGGCCAGAAAAUAAAACGAGGAAUUUGAUGAAUCUGUGAUGGAUGACAAUAGGAAUGUGAAGAAUUUAAUGAUUAGAGUCAAAUAACAAAUCACUGGCAAAGGAGCUUAUGGAUUGAGAGGAUUGGCUAAAAUAUUUUUAGAAAUGGAUUAAAAUAAUAAUGGCGUAGUUGAGUAUAACGAUUUCAAGUGGGGUUUGAGGAAUUUUGGGUUGACUCUAUCGGAAGAUGAGACCAAAAUGAUCUUCUAAACAUUUGAUAAAAAUGGCAAUGGCAGAAUUGAAUUCAAUGAAUUUUUGGAUGCCUUCAGAUUAUAAAUGAGUGAUAAAAGACUUUACUAUGUAUAAAGAGCUUAUGCAUCUAUUGAGUAAAAGGCAGGGAAGGUCACAUUAGAGACAAUGGGUAGAUUGAUCAAUGUAAAGGAACACCCAGAUGUAUUGAAAGGAUAUAAAACUGAAAGACAAGUGUUUUAGGACUUCGUAUCUCAUUGGAAUAAGAGUAAUCCUGAUAGAGUGAUAUCGUUCUAAGAAUUUGGAGAGUUCUAUUAAGAUGUUUCCUCUUCUGUGUAGCAGGAUGAGACUUUCGAGGCUAUUUUAAAGAAAUCAUGGAAUUUAUGA
Messenger RNA from Paramecium tetraurelia, 1449 nucleotides. RefSeq lists its product as uncharacterized. Gene Ontology annotation, biological process: cilium assembly. The transcript has 6 exons. The record is from RefSeq and is a predicted model, not a curated record. Gene Ontology annotation, cellular component: motile cilium. Gene Ontology annotation, molecular function: calcium ion binding. NCBI's taxonomy places the organism in Eukaryota, Ciliophora, Oligohymenophorea, Peniculida, Parameciidae.